AUGUCUCUCGAACAACAACCCAAGUCCCUUCGUCGACGGAGCCUCAACAUUCUUCUCCAAGUUCCCAUUCUCUCCCGUUCCCAUGCACCAUCAACGAUAUCAGCACCUCAAGUCAUUGGCACGCUCCCUGCCGACAUCAUCCUCGAGAUUGCAAACCUGUUAUGGAGAGACGAUCUGCUCAAUCUGAGCUUGACUGUACUCGUCUUAUCUGCGCGCUUUCUCAUGCCGGCGCUGUAUGAUACCGUCGUUCUCACCUCCAGCAGGACGUGUCGCAAGACACUCAAGAUGCUACAACAGCGUCCUGAGAUCUGUCGGUAUAUCCACAAGCUCGCGGUACGGCCGAAUUACUACCUUGCGUGGCCAAAGGCAGAUGAAAGGAUGGAUGAAGAUUGGGUUGCGAGCACGGUGGAGAGUAUUGCGCAGUCGCUCACGACGAUGCACACGUUUGACUGGGACGGGCUGGAGAUGCCGAAGGAUUCCCUCUGGCAGACGUUGCGGCUUUCGUGUCCACAGUUACGGACAGUAUACAGCAACGUCGGACAUCUACCCUUGGACCCGGAAAGCGAGCUCUUCUCAUUCAGGAAUCUAAAGAGCUUUUCUUUGACUGUUCGACACGGUUUAGGCGGAUCGGAGCUGUUCCCUUCGAUGGAAGCGCUUCCUGAGAGAAUGUGGGACAUGCUGUUGAACCAUACCCCGGAUCUCGAAGAGCUCUCGCUCUGUAGCUUUUCGACCUCCGCGCGCCUAUUUGAUCUCACUCCCGUAACGACGGGUAACUGGCCCAAGCUCGCAACCCUUACACUCGGUUCGUUUGGGUACCAAGAUGACUUUACCCUCAGCCCACCAAACGACAUUGCGUUUGGGAAUUUCCUUUCCAACCACUCCACGUUGAACUACAUCCGUUUUGCGUGGAACUUCAAACAGUGGCUCUCCCCGGAUAGCGUACCGACGUUCCUUGGGUCCGAUGCCCUGCCAAAGCUGGCGACGUACAUCGGGAUCUACCAACAGCUAGCAGAACUCCCUCAUCCUGAGAGCAUCACAUCCCUCGAUCUCACCUGCGAGCCGCUCUAUGACUCGCGGAUGGGCCUGAUCUGCCCGAUCCUACGAACGCUCACCUCUCUGACCUCCCUCGACAUAUGGAUGCACAUCCCCGACGACGCGCCUUCCUCCGAUUGCGAAUUUGUGCGGCCCAUCCUGCUCUCGUGCCCCAAGCUAACGGAGUUUCAUUUCAUGUGCACUACGGCAUUCCGGGUGAGGCAUCUCUCCGCGAUACUGGGCUUGCUUCCCGCGUUAAAGACAUUCUCGGUGACAAAGGGACACCGGUAUGGGGAGAGGGAGAAGAUGAGAGAUACGGCUGUUGGUGUGGUGAGGCAUAAUCCUGGGUUGAGUCAGGUUAAUGUGAGGUGGGCGAGGGAGAGGUGUAGGAAUCAUUUGAAGCAGGAGGGGACUUAUGAUGUUAUUAAAGGGACGGAGGGGGGACAGGUGGAGCGGUUGGGGGUGUAUGAGCGGGGUGUUACGGCUUGGGGGGCGAUUUUCAAGAGGAGGUAUGUGUAUGAGGUGAAGGAGCCGAGGAAUGUGGGGAUUGGGUCUAUAGUGCAGGCGGUGAAUCGGAAGUGA
Molecule: messenger RNA, 1614 nt
Organism: Desarmillaria tabescens
Lineage: Eukaryota; Fungi; Basidiomycota; Agaricomycetes; Agaricales; Physalacriaceae
Exons: 3
Coding region: 1-1614 (537 amino acids)
Source: RefSeq, a predicted model, not a curated record